Molecule: messenger RNA, 1713 nt
Organism: Daldinia caldariorum
Lineage: Eukaryota; Fungi; Ascomycota; Sordariomycetes; Xylariales; Hypoxylaceae
Product: glycoside hydrolase family 43 protein
Exons: 3
Coding region: 156-1136 (326 amino acids)
Biological process (GO): carbohydrate metabolic process
Molecular function (GO): arabinan endo-1,5-alpha-L-arabinosidase activity
Source: RefSeq, a predicted model, not a curated record
CUUAGUCCAGGUUGGAACGAGCCGGAUCUGCAGGACGUACUCUCAGAUGUAUCACGUAUAAGAUGCUGUGAUCUGCCGGCGAAAGUCAGCAUGCCGUGCCAGAAGCGCGCGCAUGUGGCGUAUUUUCAGGUUCGCGCGGUGAAGAAUUAAAAGCCAUGAUGAUGUUAUCAACUCUUUCAGCGCUCUUGCUAUCUUCCCUAGCAUCCGUUGCUCAGGCUCAAUAUCCGAAUCCCGGGGCGUGCUCCGGCGAGUGCUUCACUCAUGACCCCGCCGUCGUGAAACGCGCGGAUGGCAAAUAUUUUAGAUUCUCGACCUUAGACCUGAUCGGCAUUUCGACUGCGGACGACCUGUCCGGACCUUGGACACGAAGCGGUAGCGUGAUCCAAGGCGCCAGCGUUAUCAAUCUGCCAGGAAACAAGGAGCUAUGGGCCCCUGACGUUGUUUAUAUCCGGGGCAUUUACUACUGUUUCUACUCGGUGUCAACUUCGGGGAGCCGCACCUCAGCCAUCGGUUACGCGACCUCUACCACGCUGGAAGCAGGAUCUUGGAAAGACCAGGGAAUAGUAGUAACAUCGUCAGACAGCAGUCCUUAUAACGCCAUCGACCCGAACGUCGUCAAUGGCACGGGCCCUAACGAAUGGUAUCUACAAUGGGGCUCAUAUUGGAAUAACAUCUACCAGGCAAGAGUAGCGAUCAACGGCGAGUUCGUUUUCAGGUCGGGCAAUGAGCACCAGAUCGCAUACGAGCCCGAGGGUAUCCACCAGAUGGAGGGAGCCUUCAUCUGGAAGCGCGACAACCUUUGGUACCAAUUUCUGAGCAAAGGCAUCUGCUGCGUGUACCACCCAGACACAGACCCUAUCGAUCAGGUCUAUCACAUUACCGUCUGUCGAAGCGACAACCCCGCCGGACCUUACGUAGACAAGGACGGCCGGGCAUGCACGAACGGCGGCGGGACAACCGUGCUCGCGAGCCACGGGAACAUCUAUGCUCCAGGUGGCCAAGGAGUUUUCCACGACGACGCACACGGUGACGUUCUUUAUUAUCACUAUUUGGAUCUUAAUGUUGGCGUAGACUAUCCUCAAUCAAAAUUUGGAUGGAAUGUUAUCAAUUGGGUUGACGGAUGGCCGACGAUAUAGUGUUUCCGUAGUAUUAUUUUCUUCAGUAUGUCUACUAGUAAAGAAAUAAUCUGAAUUCUCAAACAGAUAAAAUACCUAGCAUUUCGUCCACGGGUCAGGGUCCGGUUUGAAGAGAUGUCAUAUACCUCACUGCUUCUCUGUAAUACCUCGGCAUAUCAUUGAUAGGAAAAUCGCCCAAGGAGUGAAUUGUCGAGACGUCAACUUUUAAACCUCAAAACAGCCUAGGCUAAUUGGGAAAAUACAGCAGCUCAUACAGUCAUACUAGCUGGUCCGCCCGAGGUACCUAUCUAUCCUUGCCGAUCGAUGGGUUUUUAAAGACUACGACUACGCCGACAUCUGCUUAAGAAGCAAUAGCCAAGUGGACACAUAGUAUUUAUCAUAAAGAACUUCACCGAUGAGGUUGACGAUACCUGUUGCUCAGCGUGAUAUACGCAAUUCGUAAAUACGGUGUUAGCGUGCUCAUUUAGGGAACUGCCUACCGAUUAUUAGCGGCGUUCGGAGUUCGGAAUUGUACUGGAUUCAGGAAGCUGAUCACAUUCUUUACCUUAGGUACAUCCUUAUCACAUAUCCCUGUAAU